This is a messenger RNA of Adineta ricciae, 600 nucleotides long. The record is from the annotation of a GenBank genome assembly. Lineage: Eukaryota; Metazoa; Rotifera; Eurotatoria; Adinetida; Adinetidae.
AUGAUGAUGACUGUUGAUCUCUUAAACCGUCGGUUGUCAUAUGUCGGCGCAUUUUUUGCAUUUGCUGCUGUUGUUCUUGGCGUUAUUGCAUUGGCAACAAAUUACUGGACGAUGGUGGGAGUUCGAACUCCAAGUGCGGCCAUUACGACAGUUAAUGGAACGCAUCUCGUCAGUGAGAAUUUUGACUGGACAUGGAGAGGUCUAUUUUAUUUCUGCAUGAGUCGUGACAACAACGAAUGUCGAUUCAGCUUUAUGCCAUCAGUAUUCAUUCUUUGCUUAAUUGGACUGAUGUUUGUGCUCGUCGGUGGAAUAUUUCUUUGUUGGGACAUGUUCAAGAUCAGUGACCGCAGAUUUAUUAUUCCGAUGUUAUUCUUCAUUGCUUGUGUGUUAAUGACAGCUGGUGUAUUCGAAUAUGCAACAUGGCAAAAUCUCAAUUCUCAUUCAUCUCGAAUGAUGAUUGCAGCUAUGGUUUUCGUUUAUUCAGCUUUACCAAUUGCUGCUUUCAUUGCCGGUCGGUAUUCAGUUUUCGAUCGAUUCGGUGCUAAUGGACACGUUAGCAAUGGACAAAAAUAUGUUGCUACAGCCACAAAUGGAAAUUAA